This is a messenger RNA of Populus trichocarpa (black cottonwood), 1817 nucleotides long. Its product is annotated as WUSCHEL-related homeobox 9. The coding region runs from base 512 to 1666 and encodes 384 amino acids. NCBI's taxonomy places the organism in Eukaryota, Viridiplantae, Streptophyta, Magnoliopsida, Malpighiales, Salicaceae. The record is from RefSeq and is a predicted model, not a curated record. The transcript has 5 exons. Gene Ontology annotation, molecular function: DNA binding; DNA-binding transcription factor activity. Gene Ontology annotation, biological process: regulation of developmental process.
CUCCUCCCUUCCUCUCUCACCACCAUUAAUAACCUGCAAGCAAACCAAAGUGAUGAAGCAAGAGAAUCCACUCCAUAGAAAUCUGAGUUGAGAAAAUAAUUAUACUACUAGUGCAUGUAGGAAGAAAGAGACAAACCGAUCAGAACUACCCAUUUCUCUAGAGUCACUAAAACUCUCUCUCACUUCAUAACUUUAUUUUUCUUUUUAUUAAGACCUAGCUUCUGCAUGUGUCAACUCUGAUGAAGAUUCCAAUUUAGCACACAGCUUGUAUUCUUUUCCUUAUCUUCUUUACCUCUUGUCCGGGGGAAUUGGCUUCUACUUCGAGUAGAGUAGAAGUAUUUCAGUUUUAACGCAAAACUGGUUAGGUGAAGAGGCUAUAAGAAGGGAUGUUGUGUUUGCCUAGAGUAUCCAGCAGCACCACAAGCUAAAGCAACGAAAGGGCUUCUAUGAUAUCUUCUUGCGUCUCUUUUGGUUGCGUUUAACUUCAUAAGUUCUUGGCUGUUUUGUCAUCAUGGCUUCAUCAAACAAACACUGGCCAAGUAUGUUUAAGUCCAAACCUUGCAACCCUCACGACCACCAAUGGCAGCAUGACAUCAAUCCUUCAUCUAUCAUAUCAACUGGUUGCCACAGAACCCCUUACACAUCAGUUCCUGGAUGUGACGAGAGAAGUCCGGAACCAAAGCCAAGAUGGAACCCAAAACCUGAUCAAAUUCGCAUAUUGGAGGCAAUCUUCAAUUCUGGAAUGGUAAAUCCACCAAGGGAUGAGAUAAGGAAGAUCAGAGUUCAAUUACAAGAGUAUGGACAAGUUGGGGAUGCCAAUGUCUUUUACUGGUUCCAAAACAGAAAAUCAAGAAGCAAACACAGGCUGAGAAACCUUCAAAACUCAAAACAACAUAGCUCACAACAACAAAAAAUUACCUCUCCAACUACCAAACCAGUGACUGCCAAUCUCGCAGCUCCAUCCUCUUCAUCCUCCUCCUCAGAGAAAUCCUCUCCAAAAGGGUCUAAAAGGACCCUCUCUUUGAGUUCUCCCACUUUUAUUGAUGCUUCCAACUCACCAACCAGUUCGGUUAACAAGACUUACUUUCAAGCACAUAAUGAAUUUGUGCCUGAACCCUUUUUCUUUCACUCUCAACAGACUGGAGGAGGGGGGACUGGGGCUUUUGCUCAAGGCUUUUGCUUCUCUGAGCUAUCAAAUAUGGUUCAUGUUCAAGAUCACACUGUUGGGCCUUGCAGUAGGCUCUUGCUUAGUGAGAUAAUGAAUUCUAGUGCUUCAAAGAAAGUAAAUCAUGAAGAGAGAAACCUAAAGAUGCAACCGCAGCUUUGUUACACUCCUGUCUCCCCAGUGACUGGUAGCAUAGGUCUCGCUCCUCCUCUUACUCCUUCAACUGACACUAGCACUUUUGCUUUUCAAACUACUAUUAAUCAAAUUCAAGGUUUAGGGCAGUCCAGUGGCACUACAAUGUUGACGGUGUUUAUCAAUGACGUUGCUUUUGAAGUAACCAUGGGGCCCUUCAAUGUGAGAGAGGCUUUUGGUGAUGAUGUCUUGUUGAUUCAAUCCUCAGGUCAGCCUGUUCUCACCAAUGAGUGCGGUGUCACCCUUCAGUCACUGCAGCAUGGUGCUUUCUACUAUUUGGUACCCUUUUCCAUGAGCGAACAUAUAUAAAAGUGUGGACGCUGACGACAUGGGCAUUUCUAGCUGUGGUUCCGUGCAUGUCUUCGUUUCUAAUUCCCUCUUUCUUAGGGUUUUAAAUUAGGUUUUCAGCUGCUACAAUAAUUUUUUUUUUUUUUUUAUGGAUCUAGGAUAACAUAAGAAG